CUUACGAUUUGCAGAACUCUGGUUUGCAGUGCACACAACCACGCUGGAUUCUUUCAGAGACCGGCGCACCCGACGUUUCGUAGUCUGCUUCCGCGGCUGCAGCCAGUUCGGGGUUCGCUGACAUCAAUGGAAGUGGCGGCCGCCAUCUUGGACAAGGUGGAGGCCCGCAGCCACGUGUUCGUGCUGCCGCUGACGUACCUCAAGGGAUUGCUCAACGCGCGCUACACCGACAGCGAGGGGCGCUGUCGCUUCCACGUGGUUCGUCAUCCGCUCUCGCUGACCACGGUCGGCAUGUUUCACCGCAAGGACCUUGCGCCGGAGACGAGAGAAGCCAUCGAGAAAAGAGCCCGGUACAUGAUCGACAGCCACCUCUUCGAACGCAUGAUCGACACCCGAGUCAUCAACUACACUCGAUGCUUGCAAGAGGAAGAAGACCGCGUCGACGCACUCAGCAUCGGAGAUGUGCACGGAGUCUUCUACCUCUACUUGGCCGGUGUCUGCGCCUCCCUCGUCGGCUUCGGCCUCGAGUUGGCUGCGUACGCUCUGUCACCUCGCGAGAGCAAGGGGCGCAAAGAAACGAAUUUGUUGGUGGCGCGAGUGCGCCGCAUUAAAUAGAACUUUCAACAGGAGAACCACAGCAGCGUAGUGGGCAAGCAUUCAAAACCGCUUUAGCCUCUUGUAGCCGAUUUUUUGGCGGAGGAAAUAUACACGAGUUACAACGCGAACUACUUGUAUGCGCUGUUAGAACGCACAAAAUUAGCUUCACGCCCAAUGUAUGGCGAGAACGCUGUUGGUACGAGGACUGACGAAGGUAUGAACAGCACAUGCACUGAACACAUAACUUAUCGUUACUGGGAAAAAAUGUGAACAAAUAUACAAAGAAGUGGUUGAAUGAAAGGAAUGAGUCAUGAUCCUGAUUGCGCAACAAACAUAAACGUUGGACUCGUCGAACACCGCACGUGCUAGCGAAAUAGUGAAAUUAUUUGUCGCUGAGAUUGUUAGACGCUUGAUUAAGACACAUGUCGCCUUUCCUUCCCAUAUGGAAGCGUUCCAUCACCUCACGGGUCAGUUGCUGGCCAAGACGGAAUAAAAUAGUGUCACAAGGAACAGGGAGUGUUCACCCUCAUUGGAAGCACAGAUCAUUGUUUUAUAAGUCAGAAAUUACAGCAGGUAACCACGUUAUCGCAUGUUUUAUU
Dermacentor albipictus is the source of this 1196-nucleotide messenger RNA. Its product is annotated as glutamate receptor 2-like. Gene Ontology annotation, cellular component: plasma membrane; postsynaptic density membrane. Gene Ontology annotation, biological process: modulation of chemical synaptic transmission; synaptic transmission, glutamatergic. NCBI's taxonomy places the organism in Eukaryota, Metazoa, Arthropoda, Arachnida, Ixodida, Ixodidae. Gene Ontology annotation, molecular function: transmitter-gated monoatomic ion channel activity involved in regulation of postsynaptic membrane potential; glutamate receptor activity. The record is from RefSeq and is a predicted model, not a curated record.